GGGAGUCUUCCCUCUCCUAUCCAUCCUCUGUUUAACAAACACCCUUCUUCCUUGCAUACUUUAGAGAGAGAAACGAUUCUUCCAAUGGCCACCAAAGUCUAUAUUGUUUACUACUCAAUGUACGGACAUGUUGAGAAGCUGGCACAAGAGAUUCAGAAAGGAGCUGCAUCUGUCGAAGGAGUAGAGGCAAAAUUAUGGCAGGUACCUGAGACAUUGUCUGAUGACAUUCUAGGGAAGAUGAGUGCGGCCCCAAAGAGUGAUGUGCCAAUCAUUUCCCCCAAUGAGCUUACUGAGGCAGAUGGGCUUAUAUUUGGUUUCCCUACUAGAUUUGGAAUGAUGGCUGCUCAAUUUAAAGCAUUUCUUGAUGCAACUGGAGGUCUGUGGAGAACCCAGGCGCUGGCGGGCAAGCCAGCAGGCCUCUUCUACAGCACUGGAUCUCAAGGAGGCGGCCAGGAGACUACACCCUUGACAGCCAUUACCCAGCUUGUUCACCAUGGAAUGAUUUUCGUGCCUAUUGGCUACACGUUUGGAGCUGGCAUGUUCGAGAUGGAGAAGAUUAAGGGUGGAUCACCAUAUGGUGCUGGAACUUUUGCUGGAGAUGGCUCUCGACAGCCUUCUGAACUUGAACUGGAACAAGCUUUCCACCAGGGAAAGUACAUUGCUGGCAUUGCCAAAAAGCUCAAGGGAACUGCUUGAAUUUUGAUUCAACAUACUUCCGAUGUCUGAAUUCUGCAUAAACAACUAUAUUGUUUCCUUAAGAUUUUCCAUGUUCCGGUUAAAAUGUGCAUUUGUGCUCAUUGAAAUAAAUGUCUUUGUUUCAUCUUCUUCGUAUGCUUCUCGAUUAUGUUUUUUCUGUCGAUUAUAAAAUUUGCUUACACUUGAUCAAGAUUGUUGUUUGAGUUUUAAGUUCUGUUUGUAUUUUAGUAUGAACAGCCAAAAACCUGUUCUCGAUUAUUUUCGGGUACCUUCUUUUCUG
This is a messenger RNA of Ilex paraguariensis (yerba mate), 976 nucleotides long. Lineage: Eukaryota; Viridiplantae; Streptophyta; Magnoliopsida; Aquifoliales; Aquifoliaceae. The record is from the annotation of a GenBank genome assembly.